Homalodisca vitripennis (glassy-winged sharpshooter) is the source of this 4453-nucleotide messenger RNA. RefSeq names its product U5 small nuclear ribonucleoprotein 40 kDa protein. Gene Ontology annotation, cellular component: catalytic step 2 spliceosome. The coding region runs from base 102 to 1100 and encodes 332 amino acids. The transcript is spliced from 7 exons. Gene Ontology annotation, molecular function: protein binding; RNA binding. The record is from RefSeq and is a predicted model, not a curated record. NCBI's taxonomy places the organism in Eukaryota, Metazoa, Arthropoda, Insecta, Hemiptera, Cicadellidae.
GUCUGUAGUGAAUUGAAUUCUAUCGUACUUUGUUUGUUGUUUGGAGAGGUUAUCACUACGUUUAUGUGCCGGUUUUAAGUAAAACUUCUGUUUAUUCUAUAAUGAAGCGUAAAGGAGACGAAAUUGUUCUUGCAGAAAAUCGAAGUAUAAAGAAGUUCCAUGAAGAUAGAGGAGGCCAGGCGUCUGGCCUUUUGGCCCCAAUCAUGGUGUUGGAGGGGCAUCAAGGAGAAAUCUACUCUGUCAAGUUUCAUCCCGAAGGACAGUACUUGGCAUCUUCGGGAUUUGACAGGCAGAUAUUCUUGUGGAACGUGUACGGUGAGUGUGAGAAUAUUGCGGUAAUGACCGGCCACACAGGUGCUGUCAUGGACCUUCACUUCUCCACGGACGGUGCCACCCUCUUCACCUGCAGCACAGACACCACUGUGGCACUCUGGGACCUACAGACCUGCCAGAGGAUCAAGAAACUUAAAGGUCACUCGAGUUUUGUGAACUCGUGCCACCCGACGAGGCGCGGGCCACUGAUGGUUGUGAGUGGCGCAGAUGACUGCACCAUCAAGAUCUGGGACCCUCGCAAGAAGGGGCAGGCGGUCACGCUCAACAACACCUACCAAGUGACAGCUGUGUCCUUCAACGACACGUCAGAACAAGUCAUCACUGGCGGUAUCGACAACGAUAUCAAGAUCUGGGAUGUGAGGAAGAACGGGCUGGUACAGAGGUUGCGCGGGCACACAGACACGGUGACAGGGCUCAGUCUGUCUCCUGAUGGCUCGUACCUGCUCAGCAACGCCAUGGACAACACGCUGCGCAUCUGGGACAUCAGGCCGUUUGCUCCCCAGGAACGCUGUGUGAAGAUCCUCUCCGGCCACCAACACAAUUUUGAAAAGAACCUGCUGAGGUGUGCGUGGUCUCCUGAUGGUUCCAAGGUCUCGGCUGGCUCAGCAGACCGCUUUGUCUACAUCUGGGACACCACUUCACGCCGGAUACUGUACAAGCUACCUGGCCACAAUGGCAGUGUCAACGAUGUCCAUCUUCAUCCCAAAGAACCCAUCAUUAUGUCCGGAUCCAGUGACAAAGUGAUCUACUUGGGCGAGCUGGAGUAACCCUGCCGCCGGAUCUUCACACUACUAGGUUAUUCAAGAUUUGUUUAUGGCAGAUUUAGGGUUCAGUUAUCAGCACAUCCAAAGGCGUAAAAUAUAAUCACUCAGCAUUUAAUUUAAACUCGUGAUGUGACUUUGUUUACAUUGGAUUCUUCUUCAGAGGUGUACAUUUUAUUUUUAUUUAAGGGGUUAUUAUUUUAGAAUUAAUAACUAAGUUAAAGGUUGUGCCAAUCUUGUAAAUCUAGAAAUGUUCUAAAAAAAUAAUUUUCUUGAAUGUAUUCUUGAAGAAUAUGGACAUUGUGUGAAAGGAAAUUACAAUAGUGUUUAAUGUUUAUCUUUAGUUCCUAGGCUUACACAGCUGGUAUCGAGUCUCUCCUUUAAGUUUUCCAGUUCACAUCACAUCAAAUCAUUGCUGUAAUUAUGUUAGCAUUGUUUUCACGUGGUAUGGACAGAAAACCUAGAAGAUAGACGUAGUUUCGUCAAAUUCUUUUGGAGAACAUAAAAUGCGCACUGUGGAAACAGGUCAUGCAGCUUGGCAGCUAGUGGCUGUGAAUCAUUCAACUGCAAUGACUUCAAGCUGGAUACUUUCCUCUUGUCUUUCGUUCAUUCUGGAUACUUGCCUCUUAGAGGCAUCACAUUUAUGAACUGUGGCUGUAUGAUUCCGCAAAGAGUCAGACGUACAUUUUGAAAACAAAAUGCUGAAUCUAGAGCUCUGUUUGGGCUUGGUAUGAACAGGCUGAUGAUUUGAGGAACAGCAUUGUAUUCACAAAUUGAGUGAGCUAUAACAAGCAGGAAAAAGUACUCUUCUUUUAUAAUUCCCUGUUCCUUUUGCCAGAGAUUGUUGUUGUCUUAACAGAAUCAGUUCAAAGCAGAAAAACCUCUGGGUAUUUUUUCUGUUCCUCCUUUUUGCUGGAAUCAGUCUAAUUUCAAGGUAGUAUUGAAAUUUCUCUCGCACUCCUUGUAGUUUUUAAAUCCUGCUGCCACUUUUUCUUAUGACCCAUAGUAAUCUUUGAAUGACAGCACCUGUUCUUCUUGGGAUUUAUAAAAUCCAAUUCCAUUUUUUUCUGGCACCGCCUAGUUUUAUAUUGAGGCUGUUGAGUUGGGCUUUGAUGUCAUCAAACUGUUCCAAAGCAGUCUUGUCGAUGUCAUUGGAUUCUGGCACUUGCAACUUGCCCUCUGCAGCAACAACAUCACCUCAUGGAAUUUCAGGGUGGUGUUGAGGGGUUACUGAAUUGUCUUUGCUCUUCAGAUCCUUCAGUUCGGACAAUUCUCCAGGCUUAGCCGUCAGCCUGGCCCUCAGCAUUUUACCUUAUUCAUGAAUUCCCAGUGCCAGUAUCAUCCCCAGGACUGUCCUUAAGCCCUCAGAGUUGAAUAGAAACUGACAUGCAGACUUGAUGUUUUUGGGUUGGCCUUUGAUGACAGAAAUGUCCAUGAAGCAGGCGAUGAGUUGGGUGCAGUGAGAGAUGUCACCAAGCUCCAGAAGAAGUUGUUCCGGUUUGGCUACUGGUUUGCCCGAGCAGGAGACACACGUUUCCCCAGGAGUGCCACCUCCUUCUCAUAAAUUUGUUGCAACGCUUGUGCCUCUUUAGUCGGUUGUGUUCGUCUUUAACUUUUAGAGUUACGCAACCGUUGCCAUAACUAACAUCAAAGUCACCAGUUCACAUCACGGCUUGCACAGUUAACUUCUUGAGAUUCUUUGGCCUCACUGCAGUGAGCCGUCCUCUAUCAACUAAAAUGUUAAACUGAAACUCAUCGUUGAUAGAAGAUGGCUUACCACAGUAUGGCCGAAGUAUCUCAAGAAGUAAAUUGUGCAAGCCAUGUAUAGAAGCGGUGUGAACCGGAAGAGUUUGAUGUUGGUUUUUUUUUUAUAUUUACUGUUUGCAGUUUACUGAAACAAUUAAUUGGAACAAUUCAUAUUUACUUGCGGUUACCGUGAAAUGUGGUUGACUUAUCUUUUCCGGUUCUUUUCACAGACACCAGGGGUGGUAAUCCAUUUUACAAUUUAAAUGAAUUCUACAGCCAAGUCAUUAAGUACAAAAAUUAAAAUAGAUACAAUACAAUAGAUACAAAUACAUAUUUGAAGGUAUACGUAUUUCGGAAGAUGUGAUACUUGAGUGGGACUGUUUUCAUUAAAGUUUUCAACAAUGGUAAAUUUUGUUUGAAUCCUGAUUGCUUGUACUUAAAAAUAGAUACGAUUUUUGUUUAUCAAUAAAUCGUUAAUAAUUAAAAAUCCAAAAAGAAUUCAUUUAAAUUGGAAAAUGGAUUCUCCAAUAACCAGGAAUAGAACUUAUUUAAAAAAAAUAUCAACGGAAUAUGAUCAUAUAUUUCUCUCCAAAAAGUUAUAAACUCUUAAAGGCACAACGAUAUGACUUUUUAAAGUUUUACUUAAACGAAAGAGUCCAAUUUCAGCAUGUUUCUAUUACGACUGUUGUGUUCAUGAAUUUUGUGUUUAAAAUUUAGGAAAUUUGGAUUUUUAUGUAUAUAAAUUAUCAAGUCGUUUAUAUUAAUAAAUUAAUAACAGUUUGAAAACGAAAAUCUUUGAAGUGAGGUUUACAAUGGUCUCUGGUGUCAAACUUUUUAAGAGCCCCGAUUAUCUUCUUUUGUAAUACUAAUAUUUCUGAAAUUCUGGUACAGUCACCAUAUAAAAUUUACCCAUAUCAAAGAACUGUUUGAAAAAAGGUAAAAUAUACGGCUCUUAUGUAAUUUAACGGUACAAUAUAGUUUAGUCUGUGGCUACUAAGGACGCAGUGUUCGGACAGGUUGUAUGAAGGCGUUUGGUACUCAUUAUUUAAUGUAACUUUAGUCACUAUAUCAGAGAAGAUUCUUCUUGUUACCAAAGAAAAGUAAGUAGAUUUGAAAACUUGGAAAAUAUACAAUGUAUUUAUUAUAAAAAUUUGAAGAAGAGUUUUAUGCCCAGAACUCAUUGAUCAAUGUGGACAUAGCCUAUAUGGAUAAUGAGUGAUUAUAUUUUAUGUUCUCUAGUUACUGUAGAUUGGUUAUUUUUUAUCUGGUACUAACUGAUGACGGUGAUGAAAAAUGUUUGUCAGACUUAAGUUGAUUUUAAAAAGAGUGACAAUAUAAAUUCCACAAAUUAUGCAUUAGUAAUGUACAAUUUACACAUAACUCAUGUUUUGUUAUCUUCAUUUUGGACUAAUGUAAAUACUAUAGUGGUUACUAUCAACUUCCUAAUUUCAGGUUUUACUUUAGUUAUUUAUUAAAAACUAAAAACACAAUCACAAAUUUUAAUGUUAAAGUAAAUAAUUAGUGUUGUAGAAAAAGAUUGUUUCUCUUUUGUGUAUUUAUCAUUAUAGUUUCUUAAUUAUAUGCUAUAAAUUAAACUCUCAUAUAAACAAUUA